AUGAUCCAGCAGGUAGGCUCUCUUCUUGGCGGGGAGAAGAAGAUUGCUGCGAAUGGAGAGGUGUCAGCUGCAGCAGCACAACUGCGGAUGUGGUCAAGCUCAGCCCCCGCAACACCAACACGUCUCCAACGUGGAGUGAUAAGUUCUUCUUUGCUUCAGUUGAAGUACUUGAGGCAUCUAGACUUGAGCAUGAACAAUUUUGUUGGGGCUCAAGUUCCUCAUUUCCUUGGCUCUUUUUCAAGAUUGACAUAUCACAAUCUUUCUACUGCUUCUUUUAGUGGUAGGAUACCUCAAAGUCUUGGGAAUCUUUCUGCCUUGCAGUAUUUAGACCAAAGUUUAUACACCUCAGAAUCUGUUGCAAAUGAUCUGCACUGGCUACCCGGCCUCUCUUCGUUGAAAUACCUAAAUCUGAAAGGCGUUGAUCUUCACUCCACUUCGUCUCACUGGCUCAAAGCUGUGAACACCCUGCCUUCUCUCUUGGAGCUUCAUCUGCCACAGUGUCAGCUCAUUGAUCCUCCACCUACUGUCCCAUCCCUCAACUUUACAUCCCUUUUGGUUCUUGACCUUUCAGGUAAUCUGUUCAACUCCACACUGCCAAAGUGGAUGUUCAAUCUAACUAGACUCAAGAGUCUUGAUCUGAAUGCAAAUAACCUAUAUGGGGCUCUGCCAGAUGCAUUUUCUGAGCUCACUUCACUUGAAAAACUCAAUGGUGGUGUAACGGAGUUCGUCAAUGGGCUAUCUAGAUGCUCAGAUAGCAAGUUGAUGAGCCUAAGUUUGGGAUCUAAUGAAUUUGAUGGCAAUCUUCCCACCACAUUAGGCCAACUCAAAAGGCUGAGGUAUCUCAUUCUUUCGCAAAACUCAUUCACGGAUUCAAUUCCACAAACAAUUGGAAAUUUAUCAUCAUUGGAGUUGCUUUCCCUCAAAGACAAUGAGAUGAGUGGGAACAUUCCAGAGAGCUUUCGGCAGCUUAACUCCCUCAACUCAUUCGACAUGUCUCUCAACUCAUGGGAAGGUGUCGUCACAGAAGCCCAUCUUGCCAAUCUCUCGAGCUUGAGGGAGAUCUCCACUGGCAGAUUCUCCUCUAACAUUUCCCUCAUAAUUCAACAUCAGCUCCGGCUGGACUCCUCCUUUCAAGCUUGA
Messenger RNA from Salvia splendens (bonfire salvia), 1140 nucleotides. RefSeq names its product receptor-like protein EIX1. The coding region runs from base 1 to 1140 and encodes 379 amino acids. Gene Ontology annotation, molecular function: protein binding. NCBI's taxonomy places the organism in Eukaryota, Viridiplantae, Streptophyta, Magnoliopsida, Lamiales, Lamiaceae. The transcript has 2 exons. The record is from RefSeq and is a predicted model, not a curated record.